AUGAUUUACUCUCCUGCAGAAGCUGUUUGCAUGACGGGAAGUUAUGCUUCUAAAGAGGAAGCUAAAAAGAAGGGAUAUGCUUGUUCCCCUUUACAAGUUGGAGAUGCUCUGGAGUGGUUUGACUGUGAGAUGGAGAUAGAUCCCAUUUGGCUCUGCUCACACAGACUAUACAAACUUCCCCAGAAAACUAUGGUAUAUCCCAAACCAGGAUUUGAGCUACACCACAGGCAAGGUGACGCCAAGUAUGCUCGUAUGUACACUGAUGUUGGAGUCUAUUAUGCUCCCGGACUGAUCCUUCGGGGCGAGCUAUUUGAUGAAGUAGAGACUGUCUGCCAAAUUGAAAACCAUGGAUUCCAGCCACAAUAUGCUGUGCCUGAACUGACCGAAAAGAAUUCCUGGAGAGUGUAUGAUGCUUGUCUUUAUGAGCACCGAAGGAGGAAGUAUGGAGCCGCUGGUACCUUCAUGAGUGUGUACUAUAAGUCGAAGCAAGGUAAGAAGACAAAGAAGGAGGUGCAGGAAGCUGAGCAGGCAGUUCUUGAUAGUUCAUAUGCCGAAGUUGAUCGGCCUGCCAAUUGUGGCGCCGCUGCAAUGGGUAACUUGCAAGCUGGCACUGCAAUUUAUGAGAGUGCUUCCAUUAUAGCACAGGUCGUUCAAUCAAAUCAGGAGAGGGAAGAAAAAAGACACGCAUAA
Fraxinus pennsylvanica is the source of this 690-nucleotide messenger RNA. NCBI's taxonomy places the organism in Eukaryota, Viridiplantae, Streptophyta, Magnoliopsida, Lamiales, Oleaceae. The record is from the annotation of a GenBank genome assembly.